UGUUUUGUUGGAUUAUUGAAUUUCUAAAGGAAAUAAUGUAACAAUCAAUAAUAAUAAAAAAAACAUAAAUUACUAUUACAAUUUUAGUAGGUAAGUUAUAAAUAAUAAUCUUUACUUUAAAAUUACUAUAAAAAAAUGACUACCAAUGCGCGAGUGGCUGUGUCACAAAUACUUCGCAAUAAGGAUGAAACUGCUGAUGAAGAAGAUGAACCUAAAAAGAAGUCCCGUGAGGACUGGAGGAAGGCUAAAGAGUUAGAAGAGGCCCGUAAAGCUGGUACUGCACCGGCUGCUGUUGAUGAAACGGGAAAAGAUAUAAAUCCUCACAUACCACAAUAUAUAUCAUCGGCCCCAUGGUACUAUGGUACAUCUGGACCUACACUAAAACAUCAACGGCCACAAGAAGACAGAGAAGGGCAGUUCACCAGACUAGACACAUAUUAUAAUAAAGGUGUUACGGGGAGUGUAUCUAUAAAGUUUAGAAAAGGAGCCUGUGAGAAUUGUGGGGCUAUGACACACAAGAAGAAAGAUUGCUUAGAGAGACCUAGAAAAAUUGGAGCAAAAUUCACAAAUGCGGGCUUGGCUCCUGAUGAGUUUAAUCAGCCAAAUCUAAACCUAAGUUAUGAUGGCAAGCGUGAUCGUUGGAAUGGCUAUAACCCUGAACAACACAAGGCUAUCAUUGAGGAGUACCAAAAAGUAGAAGAGGCUAAGAGGGAACUACGAGCUCAGAAACUAGAACAAGACCCAACGGCCACCGAAGAAGACGACAGAGAAGGAGAGGAUGAAGACAAAUAUGUGGAUGAAGUGGACAUGCCGGGAACCAAAGUGGAUUCCAAACAACGUAUCACGGUCCGAAACUUGCGUAUCAGAGAGGAUACCGCCAAGUACCUCCGUAACUUGGAUCUCAACUCCGCAUACUACGACCCUAAGACGCGCUCCAUGAGGGACAAUCCAAUACCUGAGGCCUCUGACUUCGAGUACGGCGGCGAGAACCUGUCGCGCUUCUCGGGCGACACGCGCGCGCACGCGGAGGCGCAGCUGUUCGCGUGGGAGGCGCACGCCAAGGGGCUCGACGUGCAUCUGCUGGCCGAGCCCACCAAGCUGCAGCUGCUGCAGAAGCAGUACGAGGAUAAGCGGGACCAGUUCAAGACGCAGGUGAAGCAGUCGGUGCUGGACAAGUACGGGGGGGAGGAGCACCUGCACGCGCCGCCCCGCGAGCUGCUGCUGGCGCAGAGCGAGGUGUUCGUGCGCUACAACCGGGACGGCUCGCGCGCCGCCAACGCGGAGAAGCAGCUCGCCAAGAGUAAAUAUGAGGAGGAUGUGAUGAUCAACAAUCACACAUCAGUGUGGGGCUCGUUCUGGAAGGACGGCCAGUGGGGCUUCAAGUGUUGUCACUCUUUUAUAAAGAUGUCAUACUGUGUCGGGGAGGCUGGAAAGUCAAUGGUCUUGGAAGUACCUGAUACUAGCAAGGAGAUCCUUCAAAAUGUUGAAAAGGAAGAAGUUACAGAAAAAUCUGAAAAGGCAUCGUCCUCUGAGUCCAGUUCCAACAGUGGUUCUGAAUCAGAAAAAGAUAAAAGAUCAAAGACAGAAAAAACAAGCAAGAAAAAGAAAAAUAAGAAAAAGUCUAAGAAGAAGAAAAAGAAAGAUCAAAAGAAAGAUAAGCAAGAAGAUAAAUUGAAAAAGGCCUUAGAGAUGGAGGAGAGAAAACAGAAACAUGCCGAGUAUCUACUAUCUGUAGAUGAAAGGAAACGUCCAUACAACAGCAUGAUGGAAGUCAAGGAGCCCACGGAGGAGGAAAUGGAGGCCUAUAUGAUGAAGAGGCGACGAGAAGAAGAUCCUAUGAGUCAGUUUUUGUGAAAUUUGAUGCAAUAAAUAUUAUGUGUUAAUCUA
This is a messenger RNA of Vanessa tameamea, 1887 nucleotides long. RefSeq names its product pre-mRNA-splicing factor Slu7 (gene Slu7). Gene Ontology annotation, molecular function: pre-mRNA 3'-splice site binding. The record is from RefSeq and is a predicted model, not a curated record. Gene Ontology annotation, cellular component: spliceosomal complex. NCBI's taxonomy places the organism in Eukaryota, Metazoa, Arthropoda, Insecta, Lepidoptera, Nymphalidae. The transcript has 12 exons. Gene Ontology annotation, biological process: mRNA splicing, via spliceosome. The coding region runs from base 136 to 1854 and encodes 572 amino acids.